AUGUUCAAAGACAAGACCUACCUCAGCCUUUGGGAGCUCAUGUUGACCAGAGAGCCGUACUGCUCAGAGACAGAGAAGGACAAAGCUUCUCCGAGUCCUUAUCUUACCAUUGUUUAUGACGGUUCCACUGAAUUUAGAAAUGACCAGGUCGUGGUAAGCACCUGCAAGAUGCAGGUUUACAAAUUCCCCUUUGACAGUCAGAGCUGCAACCUCUCCUUCAGGUCCAUCAUGCAUGACGAUACAGAAAUAAAGUUACAGCCCUACACAAACGAAACAAAAAUGCAAGAGUGGUCUCUUGACAACAUGCACACACAGUAUGAGUGGCUGUACCAGAACAUGUCAGUCGUCAGCAGACAUGACAAUUUUAUCUUCAACCAAACUAUCAUUGUUUACACUAUUACCAUGAAGAGGAGGUCUGUCCUCUACAUUGCCAAUUUCAUUCUGCCAAUUCUUUUCUUUUUGACUCUGGACUUGGCCUCCUUCCUGAUCUCAGACACUGGAGGGGAGAAGCUCAGUUUCAAGGUUACUGUCUUGCUUGCUGUCACAGUGAUGCAGUUUCUUCUCAAUGAAAUUCUGCCCAGCUCUUCAGACAGUAUUCCACUUAUAGCUGUCUAUUGCAUUGGGAUUUUUACUCUGAUGCUGCUCAGCCUCCUGGAGACAAUUUUGGUGAUGCAUCUGAUUGAGAAAGACUCUGCAGUCCAAGAUGAGACAGACGGAGACGGAAACAUGGCAGACAACUAUGGGGUCAAAGAGGACAACCAUGACUUUCAGAGCUUUUUUAGAACUCAGGACAUUCGGCUGCAGCCAAGUGACAACUCUACAGAAGCGACAGAGUGGUCUCCUGAUUUGAUGCAGAAACAAUAUGAGUGGCUGUUCAUAAACAUGACAGUCACUGCCAACAAUGCAAGUGAUUUAGUUUAG
Molecule: messenger RNA, 921 nt
Organism: Pelmatolapia mariae (spotted tilapia)
Lineage: Eukaryota; Metazoa; Chordata; Actinopteri; Cichliformes; Cichlidae
Product: 5-hydroxytryptamine receptor 3A-like
Exons: 6
Coding region: 1-921 (306 amino acids)
Biological process (GO): monoatomic ion transmembrane transport; regulation of membrane potential; nervous system process
Cellular component (GO): neuron projection; synapse; plasma membrane
Molecular function (GO): acetylcholine-gated monoatomic cation-selective channel activity; transmembrane signaling receptor activity
Source: RefSeq, a predicted model, not a curated record